Molecule: messenger RNA, 453 nt
Organism: Fonsecaea monophora
Lineage: Eukaryota; Fungi; Ascomycota; Eurotiomycetes; Chaetothyriales; Herpotrichiellaceae
Exons: 4
Coding region: 1-453 (150 amino acids)
Source: RefSeq, a predicted model, not a curated record
AUGAGCGGGAGCACGACCGCAACCGGGUUUACAGUCAGCCGCUGGGACGCCACCGCCGACACGAGGUUGCAUGCGAUGCAGCUGCUCGGAGCACGGACCGGGUACCGCAUGAAUCAGACGCCCACGAUCAUGUGCAACAUCCUGGUCAACACCUGCCUGGCGUGCGGGAAGGUGGCGUCGACGAAGGUGACGCUGUGCGACAGAGGCCGGGACGGCGUCGACAUGAAGGUGUCCAUGGACCUCAAGGUGAUCAUGAACACGACGGUGGUCUGGGCCGCCCUGAACAUCGUCGUGACCGACGCCCUGGUCCUGCUGCCAUCCGAGAACAUGACCAGCCACAUGACGCCCUACAUGCGUAUCGGUCUGCCCAUGGCCGUCUUCAGCAGGAUGUACUCGGCCUUGAGGGUGGCAGGCGACCAAACGCAGAGUGUGAAUGGCGUGUCCUUUGACUGA